Molecule: messenger RNA, 1150 nt
Organism: Daphnia carinata
Lineage: Eukaryota; Metazoa; Arthropoda; Branchiopoda; Diplostraca; Daphniidae
Product: transmembrane protein 41B-like
Exons: 4
Coding region: 187-1002 (271 amino acids)
Cellular component (GO): endoplasmic reticulum membrane
Source: RefSeq, a predicted model, not a curated record
UAUUUUUUGGCCAGCUGGGGUGCAGACGCCGCAGUUUAAAAUAUGACAUGUCGUGAGUGUGAUGUGUGAACAGCAAAACAGUGUGCUUGAUCAAGAUUUCUUUGUAAAAUAAUUUACCGAAACGCUGCCCAAUUGUGAAAUAUAGUGUUAGUUAAUAUUUUUCUCCACUGGACUUAUUCUUUAAAAAUGAAAAACGGAUCAGCAAAAACUAAAAGCACUAAGAAAGCGGCCAAAGAAGCCGCAAAGAAAUCCAAAGAUGCUGGUAGCAUCAGCAUGAGAAAUGCCCUCGCAAUCCUAGUCACUAUAUUCGUAUUUUCGAUUCUUUCACUUACGUGUGUCUAUACUUGUUUCCCUGAAGUUGAAGAAUCAGAGAAACAAUAUAUCAAACUGCCCAGAGAUAUUGAGGAUGCAAAACAUCUUGGUGCUGUUCUUUCUCGUUUCAAGGAUAAGUACUAUUCCGAAGUUCUUGGAGGAGUCUUCAUCACUUAUAUAUUUUUGCAGACAUUUGCCAUACCUGGAUCGAUUUUCUUGUCCAUUUUGUCUGGAUACCUGUUUCCAUUUUAUCUGGCCUUGAUUCUAGUCUGCUUCUGCUCUGCAAUUGGUGCAUCUUUGUGCUAUUUGCUUUCUUACUUGGUAGGAACAAAGCUUGUGAACAAAUUUGCCAAAGAGAGAGCCCAGUCAUGGGCCCAAAAGGUUGAUCAACAUAGAAAUAACCUCCUCAACUACAUCAUCUUUCUAAGAAUAACUCCUUUCCUGCCAAAUUGGUUUAUCAACAUAACAUCCCCAGUGAUAGGCGUCCCCCUGGGCCCAUUCUUCUUUGGAACGUUUCUAGGCGUGGCACCUCCAUCCUUCGUUGCAAUUCAAGCUGGGACGACAUUGAAUCAGUUAACAUCAUCUAGCGAUACAGUAUCACUCAAUUCCAUAUUGAUUCUUGCGGCCUUCGCUGUGCUCUCGCUGCUACCGGUGUUGUUCAAGCAACAACUUCAAAAGAAGUUUAGCUGAAAACAACGUUAUCAUCACAGUUUGCUCCGUACCCUAUUAGACUGCAAUUUUAUGUUUGUUAACAAACUACUGUAUUUUGACGGGAGAUUCCAUUCGAACAAUGUGGUUUCUGUAUUGUGUAUUAAUAAAAACGAACUGACAUCCGUUA